Molecule: messenger RNA, 1475 nt
Organism: Cucumis sativus (cucumber)
Lineage: Eukaryota; Viridiplantae; Streptophyta; Magnoliopsida; Cucurbitales; Cucurbitaceae
Product: enoyl-CoA hydratase 2, peroxisomal
Exons: 11
Coding region: 287-1216 (309 amino acids)
Cellular component (GO): peroxisome
Source: RefSeq, a predicted model, not a curated record
UUUUCAAUACAAAGGUCAGUUUCCCAAAUUGGGAGAUUGAGAUUUUGAUUUUGAGCUGUUCACUACAAAUUAUCCAUUGCGCAUGGAGGUCAGCAUCAGCCAUACUCUCCCUCUCUGACUUCGUCUGUUCAAGCACGUCAUUGCGCCAUCCUUUCCCAUUCCUUGAUCCGAUUGAUUCCUCUUAUCCUCCUCCAAUUCCAAUUCGCUUGUUUCUUUCACUCCUCAAUCUCUAGAUUGACUUUCUGCUUUCAGUUUCGCAUCGAUUGAGGCUGCUUCCUGGUUUCUCAUGGCCGAUAAUUCAUCGCCCUUUGAUCCUGCUCGUAUUCUUGCUCACAAAUUCCCUGAGACAACGUCCACCUAUACUGAGAGAGAUGUCGCGCUCUAUGCCCUGGGUGUUGGAGCAUGUGGUCAGCAAGCCGUGGACGCUGAUGAGCUGAAAUAUGUUUACAAUGAAAAUGGGCAAGAAUACAUUGAGGUUCUGCCAACAUUUUCUGCUUUAUUUAUCAUUGACACUCUGAGCACUGGUCUGAACUUGCCUGGACUGUUGUAUGACCCAAAGCUCUUGCUCCAUGGUCAGCAAUACAUUGAAUUGUACAAGCCACUGUCAUCUAGUGGACAUUUAGAUAAUAAAAUCUCUCUUGCUGGGCUGCAUGACAAAGGAAAAGCAGCUAUUCUUGAGAUUGCGACAAAAAGUUAUGACAAAAAAUCUGGACAUCUAUUAUGCAUGAAUCGGACAACUCUCUUUUUGCGAGGUGCUGGUGGGUUCUCAAGUUCUUCUAACCCUUUCUCCUACACAAACUACCCGAAAGAUGAAGGAUCAGCAGGAAAAAUUCCAAAAACACAGCCUUUUACUGUGUAUGAGGAUUGUACUCGACCAUCUCAGGCACUAUUGUAUAGGUUAUCAGGUGACUAUAAUCCUCUUCAUUCUGAUCCUAUGGUAGCAAAGAUUGCAGGGUUCUCAAAGCCAAUACUUCAUGGAUUGUGUACAUUGGGAUUUGCUGUGCGGGCAGUAAUUAAAUGUGUGUGUAAAGGAGACUCAAGCAAAGUAAAAUGCAUAUUAGGAAAGUUUCUAUUGCAUGUGUACCCAGGUGAAACUUUGGUGACGGAAAUGUGGCUUGAGGGAUCAAGGGUCCUUUAUCAAACAAAGGUGAAGGAGCGAAACCGGGCUGUGCUAUCUGGCUACGUGGAUCUCAAUCAUGUUGCUUCGUCUCUGUAAAUUUAUUAUGAAGGUAUCUUCAUAUAUAUUAUGAUGGAAAUUGAAAAUGUUGACCUCUGGUCAUUCUGCUUUAGGGUAAUUUAUAUAUUAAGAACAGGUGAAAGGAUAAGAAAAAUGUGAGUAAGAUCUCUAGUAAAUCACGACAUUAACCUUAAUUAUUUUGAAAUGUUUUAUUUUUUAUUGGCAGAAUAAAAUUCUUAAACGUAUAUGGGUAAAUGCAGUGAAUGGAAUUAAUAAAUCUGCUGUGAAUUUGUCUCCA